Fusarium sp. VM40 is the source of this 1905-nucleotide messenger RNA. The record is from the annotation of a GenBank genome assembly. Lineage: Eukaryota; Fungi; Ascomycota; Sordariomycetes; Hypocreales; Nectriaceae.
AUGGAUGUGCGACGGGAUCUUCGCAAAUUUCCCCGCGGGGAGAGAUGCCCAGAAUGCGGCGCCCGAAGAUGGUAUUUGGAGAGUGGUCUGCGCUUCUGCUCCAACGGACAUCAAGUUGAGGGGUUUAUUCAAUUCGACAUCGGUGACGAUGUAGAUGCUGGAAAGCUGGGGAGAGUGGCCAAGAAGGACAAAGAGGCCAAGGAAAAGGAAUUGCGACAUCUCACUGGCCAGGCAGGCAAGAACCUCUUUCUCGAAUGCCAUCGAGAGGAGCUUGAGACCGUAGUACGCGACUUGUGGGAUCUUCGCAUUCGCGGCUCUGGCUCACUUGCUGUUGAUAAGGAGACGCAACCAGAUGAGGGUCUGGCCGUGUUCAGCUCACAGCCUGAAGAGCCUGAGAAGGACGAUAUACCCAAGAAACAGGGCGCGAGAGCUCAGAGCUGGAACCCAGAACAGAACGCAGAUUGGCCAAUGCCUAGGAUGAUAGACACCCUGGCUUUGUGCUAUCUCGGAUGCUUGCUGCUCAGGGUACCUACAGCUAUUGGGGAGCUAUGCCUUUGGGCCAACUCCGGACGAAUACCAUAUAAACGAUCUUACUACGAUCUCCCGCAAGAGAUGCAAGAUCGAUUACCUUCUGCUUAUACCAGAGCACUCAAAUACCCCCUUCGCUCAUCCCUCAAGGGCAUUGACUUGCACAACGCUGUGCUAGAUCUUGCCCUAUCAUAUCAUCACAACUAUGAAAUGAUAUUCCCUACUAUCAAUGAUACCCCGACCCUUGUCCACUUUGUCCGACAGCUUGCUUUGCCAGUCGAAACGCUUGUCACAGCGAGAGGUAUACUGUCAAUGAUGAAAUUCUCGUCUCAGUUGCCCAUUGAACAAUCGCGACGCUUUCAUAUCGACUAUCCCGAGAUUCUACUUAUUGCCGCAGUCGUUGUUGCCGCAAAGUUAUGUUUUCCACUGGGACGGCACUCCCCUUUGCUUCAGGUCACUAGCACAGAACACAACAUCCGAUUCAACUGGACAAAAUGGCACAAGGGUGUCCAAGAACUGAUAGAUGCAUCAAAAGCGCCUGGAAAGGAACCCAGCUUCGACGAGGUCACAACAGACCAAGUUGCUUCCAUGACUACCGAGGAACUUGAUAGGUACUUUGCUCACAUUGCAAGUACAAUUGACAGGAAGAACGACUCAGCUAUCACAAGAUUCUUUCCAUUAGAGAUUGCUCCCCGUCCAGAGACUCCUCCCGGCGAGAGCAACGAAAAAGACAAUGACCAUAAGAUGCGACAGAUCCUUGGCCAAGUCAUUACAAUCGCUGGAGAGGAGGAGUCAGAGCCGGAGAGUGAAGAUUUAUCAGAGCCAAAUUACGAAGCUUUUCGCUCGGUAGAGGACCUAACAGAAACAGCGCAGGCGCUAUACAGAGCUGCUGGUCACAUCUCAGGAUUGUCACUUGACGAAACAGUGCAGGCAGUUUAUAUGUUGGAGCAGAGGAUUCUCACAUGGCAACUAGAUCGGCGUAGGGAAGAUGUGCAGAUUUUCGUCAAGACCCUGACGGGCAAGACCAUCACCCUCGAGGUCGAGUCCUCGGACACCAUCGACAAUGUCAAGUCCAAGAUCCAGGACAAGGAGGGCAUUCCCCCGGACCAACAGCGACUGAUCUUCGCUGGUAAGCAGCUCGAGGAUGGCCGAACUCUCUCCGACUACAACAUCCAGAAGGAGUCUACCCUCCACUUGGUCCUCCGCCUCCGUGGUGGUAUCAUUGAGCCUUCGCUCAAGGCUCUUGCCUCCAAGUUCAACUGCGACAAGAUGAUCUGCCGCAAGUGCUACGCUCGUCUUCCUCCUCGUGCCACCAACUGCCGCAAGCGCAAGUGUGGUCACACUAACCAGCUCCGACCCAAGAAGAAGCUCAAAUAA